Messenger RNA from Marasmius oreades (fairy-ring Marasmius), 1656 nucleotides. RefSeq lists its product as uncharacterized. Gene Ontology annotation, biological process: protein N-linked glycosylation. Gene Ontology annotation, molecular function: dolichyl pyrophosphate Glc1Man9GlcNAc2 alpha-1,3-glucosyltransferase activity. The transcript is spliced from 12 exons. The record is from RefSeq and is a predicted model, not a curated record. Gene Ontology annotation, cellular component: endoplasmic reticulum membrane. Bases 1 to 1656 code for a protein of 551 amino acids. Lineage: Eukaryota; Fungi; Basidiomycota; Agaricomycetes; Agaricales; Marasmiaceae.
AUGACCACGGCCUCGACAGCUGCAGCUCCUCAGAAAUCUGAUGUUCUUGAUAACCCUACGUCGACUACAAAAGAUACUGGAGGCCCUACAUCGCAAUGGACCUUAUUACCCUCCGAAUGGGACAUUCUCUUGUUCUCUACUGCCCUCAAAAUCCUUCUCUUUCCCGCAUAUCGCUCAACAGACUUCGAGGUGCAUAGAAAUUGGCUCGCCAUAACGCAUUCUCUUCCGUUGUCGAAAUGGUAUUUCGAUACAACCUCUCAAUGGACACUUGAUUAUCCGCCAUUCUUCGCGUACUUCGAGAAAUUACUCUCUAUACCUGCCUACUUCAUCGACCCCAAGAUAGUCGACCUAAACAACUCGAACUAUGACGCAUGGUCCGUGAUAGCAUACCAACGCUCGACAGUCAUAUUGACUGAACUCGUCCUCGGGGCGGCUCUGAUCAAGUUCGUUCGGGGAGCCGCCGACCCAGCGAUGCAGCGCUGUAUCUCAGCAUCCAUGUUUUUGCAUCCCGGGUUCCUUAUUGUUGAUCAUAUACAUUUUCAGUACAAUGGGUUCAUGUUCGGCAUUAUGUUAUGGUCUAUUCUGAUGGCUCGCAAUGGUCACAAGUUAGCCAGUGGAAUUCUAUUUGCUACGUUGCUCAAUUUGAAACAUCUGUACAUGUACCUGGCACCAGCUUAUUUCAUCUAUCUUCUUAGAUCGUUCUGCCUGUCCCCUUCUGGGAAAUUACAGAUCAAGAACUUCCUCGCACUCGCAAAUGCCGUUAUCGCAGUUUUUAUCGCAUCGUUUGGGCCAUUUAUCGCUAUGGGGCAAAUCCCUCAGCUACUAUCCCGUCUGUUCCCUUUCACUCGAGGUCUGAACCACGCCUACUGGGCACCCAAUGCCUGGGCGCUCGUCACUACCAUGGAUAGGAUUCUCCUGCGGUUUGUUCAAAAAAUGGCCCUUGACGUUCCAAUAAAUUCAGAUGGUGUCGCAUCAUCCUCUCGUGGUCUCGUUGGAGACACGAUUUUCGCGGUUAUACCGAAUGUGAAACCCAUUCACACAUUUACAAUCACGAUCGGCCUUCAAUCGGCCAUUCUUGUUAAACUAUGGUCGAGGCCGACGUAUAAAUCCUUCUUGACAGCCUUGACACUCUGUGGUUAUACAUCCUUCUUAUUUGGAUGGCAUGUCCAUGAAAAAGCGAUAUUGAUGGUUCUCGUUCCCCUUAGUUUAUUGGCUGCAGAAAGGCAGGCAUAUUUCCGUACAUUCGUAAUCGCCUCGGUGGCAGGCGUUUUUUCGUUAUUCCCAUUACUGUUCACCCCAGCCGAAUCGAUUAUUGAAGUUGUAUAUUCAAUUGGUUGGCUCAUUUUUACCUACCUUCCCAUCUCAAAGCGCGUUUACGAAUUCCCGCAGUCCUUCUUUUAUGUUCUCCUGGAUAUUGUAGAGAGGAUAUAUCUGUUUGGAUUUAUAUUUCUACAGCUCUUUGUCACGUUGUUCCCGCUCGUCGCCUCCAGGUGGAAAGGCGGCAACACCGAUCCGACCGCUAGUAUGGAAUUCUUACCUCUCAUGGUGACGAGUGUGUACUGCGCCAUAGGUCUUGUGUGGGCCUACAUCAGACUCAUCUUCGUCUAUAUCCACGACGAGACAACAUACCAAGGGCAGCUCAGUGUAAUACAGUAG